This is a messenger RNA of Cuscuta europaea, 3998 nucleotides long. The record is from the annotation of a GenBank genome assembly. Lineage: Eukaryota; Viridiplantae; Streptophyta; Magnoliopsida; Solanales; Convolvulaceae.
ACUUCGUUAGGGAGUUCUUGUAAACCUAAUUCACAACUGAUAAUUCAUACACAAUAUCAUUUCUACUAUUCAUCUUCUUCUCCAAUUAUCUAGCUCAACUCUCCAUCAAUGGUGCUUUCAUUGAGAGUUUGAGCAAAUCAAGUGAGAAAACCUCCCCAAAACAUCCAAAAAUUCAUCCCAAACACAAAAAAUCUAGCAAAAACUGUUCUGGGAAAAUCCAAAAAAUGCAACAAAUCUGGAAUUUCAAUCUGGAAAAUCCUGCACACAAAAAAAACUCUAGAAAAUCCAAGAAUGAGUGGGAGUUGGUACAGCCGACGGGUGGUAUCAACUGUAGUUCACCACCACUGCUGUGGAACUCACAGCCAGUGUUUUAGAUCUUGGCUUCAUUGCUAUAGAUCUCGCCUACAGCUGCUCCAGUUAUAGACGACCCCAAGUAUGAGCCUCUGCCAUCUCCGUCUCAGUGCCUCUGUCCUACUCCUCUCUCCCAAUCGCUCCGCCACCACGCCUGGACCGUUAUAGUUCGACGGUCGCGGCCUUGGUUCACAACUGUCUCGUGGAGGUCGGAGCUCCCUUUCUCCUCUGCCUUACCAGUCUCCGUCGAUCCCGUCAACGUUCCACACCUGAGUCAAAAGCACGGUUUUGUUUUCCCUUUGAGCCAGGCGUUACUCUAUCCAUUAAGGACGUCAAGACAGUUUUUUCGGCCGACAACGGCCUUAACCGCUGCCAGCCGCCAGGGUCUCACAGGUACUCCGCUUCUCUGGCGGCGAAAGCUACCAAUCGCUUUUAUGAACCACUGUGAUAGAGGACCGGACAAGCGUGACGGUCGAGACCUUUUCCUCUCUAGCUGCCAGCAGCGACUCCAUCUUCAUCUCAUCCCGGCAGCGGCUAUAUCCAGCUAGCCGUGACCAGGUCUGGUUUAUCUUCUCAACAUUUGGGGCGGACAGAACUCCUGGGCAAAAGCUAGGUCAGAAUUAGUCAAUGAGCCAAGAUGCAAUUUCUAAACGGGCCCCCUUAAAUCAGCCCACUCUUAGAGGCCGUUUGGCAACCCCUCAUUUUCGGCUUAUCAGGUUUAUCAGCCAAUUUUUUUACCAAACACGUAAAUUUUGCUUUCGCGCGUUGAAUUGUGUAAUAAGCCGAAAAAGUAAGGUUGAAGUUACUUUUCUGACGGUAUUGGCUGAAGUUACUGUAGAUAAUCAUUUUAGCUAUUUUUACAUAUAAUUUUUUCUUUAUUUUAUUAAUAAAAUAUAUUUUAAAAAUAUUUUUUCUUGUAUCAGCAUAAUCAGCCAAUCCAGCCACUUCAGUCAGAACUUCAUAAAUUUCAGCAGAAUCAGCCAAAACAGCUGAUUUUCGUGAUGCCAAACGGGCUCUUAGAAGCUAAGUGCACUUUCUCUAGUUUUAAUAUAAUUUGUCAAAUUCACAAAUUGAUUCAAAAAUGCAAAAAAAAAAUAUAAAAUGAAAUAUUUUAAUAACAUAGCAUCAAACUUCAAUCUCGAGGGGCGAGUCAUCCGUGAAAAGACCCGUAAAUAGCGUCUAGCGGAUCCCAGCUACGAACUUGAGUGACAAGUUGAGCUAUAUUAUUAAUUUACUAUCAUUAUUUAUUUUUAAAUAGUGUGUAUUUUUUUACAUUGAAAAAAUGGACUUAUGAAAUUCCGAGCACUCGCGUACACGGGAAGAGUGCUAAAAUCUUGCACCACCGGGUCACGUCAAACGAGUGUGGAUAGUAAGCUCCCAAUCCAAAUGUUAUCUAAUACAUACUCUAGUUUCUAUGUUUUGAAUGAGUUAUGUGUGCCCUCUAGCUAUCGGAAAUGAACUACAAUCCCUCAGCGGUAGGUUCAAUCCUUUAUGCGUGCCACGCUCCAACUAAGCAUAGAAACCUAGCUUGAGCUCCAGCUUGAAAAUUUGAGGCCACUUAAUGUAGGUCCAAAUUCAAUAGCAAAUUACAAGCUCAAGAAAUUAUAACAAUUUUUUUGAAUGCAUAGGUGCAACUAGAUCAUAACAUCAUACCGGCCCCUUAGCCGUCUCUCUUGGUCAUCUUUAUUUGAUGGCUUGGACUUCAUAUAGGCCUCUCGGCCACAUAUCUCGAUCAUCUUUAUUUGAUGACCAGGACAUCAUAAUAUGGACGGUCGUUUGACCUAUCUCUUAGUCGUCUUUAUUUGAUGACAAGGAUUACCUAUCAUGCUGAGCUACGCACAUAUGAGGAUCGAUCUUGGUCAUCCUCUUAGCAGAUGUCGACGGUUGCAGUUAUACGCCCAGGUCGAAGGGUUCACCUCUUUUGCUUCAUUUUGGGGACAUCUGAUGUACUCUUUUUCCCUCAUUAGGAUUUUUUUCCACAAGAUUUUUUCCUAGUGAGGUUUUUAACGAGGCAUCUCCCCAACGUGGACAAAAGGUGUCGACCCUGGGUCCUUAUUGAAGACAUCACGAGAUAUGCACUACUCUACUCCUCUUCACCUCACUACAUUCACCUCAAGGAGUGGGACUGGAAGAGCGGGGGACUUAGCGCCUCCGUUAGCCAAAGAAGCAGAAAUUCAAAAUUUUUCACGAAGUUUACUCAUCAGACGAUAGACCAGCACACAGUUCUAAUCUCUUUCGCCCCGAGUACUCUCGACUCAGGGAGUGGGGGACUCCUGAUGGAGUAUAUAGACUUGGACCCCCAGGUCUCACGACUAUUGGGCCCAGACAGCGGCCCAUGUACACUCAGCUGAUAGCAUUUUCAUUAUUGUACAUUAUUAUUAUUAUUCAGGUGUUCUAGAUUAGCCUUUUAUAUUAUCAGUCCAUUUAUGUAACCGAGUCUGUCAGGGCCAUAUUAGAGGCCCUGACCCGGAUAUUCUUUUAUAUAUACUCCCUUAGGGAGUUCUUGUAAACCUAAUUCAUAACUGAUAAUUCAUACACAAUAUCAUUUCUACUAUUCAUCUUCUUCUCCAAUUAUCUAGCUCAACUCUCCAUCACGAAGAAAACCAAAUCGUAAACCGAUUUGCUCACCCCUACUUCCUAGGAUGGAGAUCACAGUCUUAUGCAGCACGAUCGGCCUCUUGGCUCCAUCGUGUCUGGUUCACGAUCAAGUUCGUCCAUGCCUUUCAAGAUAGGGACCAUUGUCUUAUGCAGCACGAUCGGCCCAUCAGCGCCAUUGUGUCCGGUUCACGAGUGGGUUCACCCAUGCCCUUCUUGGAUGGGGAUCACCGUCUUAUGCAGCACGAUCAGCCCAUCAGCGCCAUCAUGUCUGCUUCAUGGUUGGGUUUCGCCAUGCCUUCCAAGGAUGGAGACGACCGUCUUAUGCAGCACAAUCGGCCUAUCAGCGCCAUCGUGUCCAAUUCACGGUCGGGCUCGCCCAUGCCCUUCCAGGAUGGAGACUGUGGCUUUAUGUCGGACGAUCGGCCCCUCAGCUCCAUCGCGCCCAGUUCACGGUCAGGAUCAUCCAUGCCCUUCUAGGAUCGAGACCGUGGCUUUAUGCAGGACGAUCGACCCCUCAGCGCCAUCGGGUCCAGUUCACGAUCGAGUUCGCUCUUGCCUUCCCAGGAUGGGGACCACCAUCUUAUGCAUCACGAUUGGCCCCUCAGCGCUAUCGUGUCUGGUUCACGGUCGGGUUCGCUCAUGCCUUUCCAGGAUGGGGACUUCCAUCUUAUGCAGCACGAUCGGCCCGUCACCGCUAUCGUGUCCAGAUCAUGGUCGGGUUGGCCCAUGCCCUUCCAGGAUGGGGACCACCGUCUUAUGCAACACGAUCGACCCGUUAGCGCCAUUGUGUCCUGUUCACGGUCGGGUUUGCCAAUGCUUUAUAGGAUGGUGUAAGGAAUAAUUGUAUUUACAUUUUGAUGAUGCUAGACUGAUUAGAAUAUUAGAGUACCCCCAUUAGAAUUUUGUAUUAGAAUUGUUUUCUAAGUGUAAGCACUUUAGUAUAGUCGACUAGACAAAACACCACUAGGUCCUGUUAGCCUCUGUCCUGAUAGAAGUGCUCGAGUCCCUCUUUGACUGCCCCUCUGUUCAAGCACACCAUAAGUCCUCAC